GACAUACCUGUGCUCAAACACAGACAGCACAACACAACGUAUUUAUGAGUAUUUUAUCUGAUUUUACAUUAAAUUAAUUUAAUAUUAAAAAAAAUAAAAUAAAAUUUUAUUCAAUAUUUAUUGCAUUUAUUAUAAUCGUUGUCUAAAUAUAUGAGUCAAUACUUGUGUCAAAACCAAACCAUUAGACAACAAACAGACAGACAGACAAUCAUCUGUUGUAAAGACAGACUAAUUGACAGACAGAACAACUCAACGACACAUCUUCUUGUUGUUUGUGUCACCACUUCUUCAAUCAUAUCAUAUGUUAUAAUAUAUAAUGGACUCAAAUAGUAAUUACAACGACACCGAUGGUGGUAACCAUCGAGUAGAGGACACAAACAGCAAUGUUAUGACGACCGACAAUAGCCAUCAUCGGCAGCAACAGAUGUCGACAACAACUGGCGAUCAGUUGACGACUUCCGGCGGUGAUAUCAAUUGCAACGACGACGAGACCAAUCAAAGUCGCAAACAUUAUAUUAAUGCAACUGAGACAUUAAUCCAUCCAUUGAUGGCCACCAGCGGUAGUGAUAGUAAUCUCAAGAGCUGUACGCCAUCUCCACCGCCGGCGACGACUAACACAGAAACGGACACUCAUUCCAUGUCCUCGUCGUCGACCUCUAGUCUGCCGGCAAUGCAAACAUCGAUGACAUCCAUAGAAAGUCAGCCACCGAUGACUCCAUCGAUAAUUUCUCGGCCGACUUCAAUAGCUCCGCCGCCAUUGCGACAAAUUGUCACGUAUUUAGGCUGUGCGGCCAUUAAUGCGCCGCGAAGUGAGGCCGAAAUACAGCGCAAUAUGGCCAUAUUGAACGACAGUCCAUCGGCAAUGGAUAUCACACUUAUUGUGCCAAAAUGUCCAGACGAUUGUGUCCAGAUGUACGAAAUGAACGGAGACUCGGGUACCGGUAGUAAUGGCGACACGUCAUCGUCCGAUAGUAAUGAUAGUCACAAAAUUGUCGCACAGUUUCCGAUUUCGCGGAUCAUAUUCUGUGCCAGAGGUCGUCACGAUUCUAAUGAGAGAAACUGUUUCGCAUUUACCGCAUCUCACGGCCAGACAUUCGAGUCGGGUGUCAUACAGUGUCAUGUGUUCAGAUGUCGUGCCACCGAAACUGUGGCCGAAAUACUUCACGCAUUUGGACUGGCAUUUAGACGUGUGAUCACAAACAAUACGACCCAACACGAGAUAACGGUGACUAUGGAAGCGGGACUCGAGAUAAAAGAGGACACAACUGAUGGCAAGACAACGGUAUGUCCGCGAGAUAAGGAGUGCUUCAAGUUUAAGGUCAACACAGAGAAGAAGAUAUGUGUGGCUAUAUUUCAAGACAUUACUCAAUCAAAAAUAUCAUUAAAUAUCGAAAAAUGUUUUGGGAUGCUAUUGUCACCGGGUCGAAAUAUACGGGCGUCUGAUAUGAUACCAAUAGGUCUAUUAUCAAUGAACAGACUUCAAGUGCCCUUAGAUAACAGUCGCAAAAGUGUCACUCAGUGGCAAAUUAUUGGCACUUGGAAUCCAAGCGAACCGCUAUUUGAAGUCUUAAAUACGGAAACACCGAGAGAUACCAGAGUUUACUUUACCAUAGCUGUCGAUCUGGUUGUUUCGGGUAUACAAACACCGGUGCGCUUUGUGUUUGAGGCUAAAGCCAAAGUGACUAAUAGUACAGCAGCUGAUAAAUUUUGGAUUAAUCUACCGGCCUUUUCUAAAGGCAAGCCUCUUCACGAACAAUUUCAUGUACAGCUCAGGGAGAAGACUAACUCGGAACCGAACUCGCGUUUCGAAGUUGUCUCAUGUUUUUCAUCCACACAAUUGCUUCAUCAACGACAUAAACUAGCACUUAGGCUACGACAAGAUGGCCAACUAAUGGGCGACCGAAUGGAAUCGCAUCGAACGUCUGUUGCGUCUUUGCCCACCCCAUCCAAUGAUGACAGUGAAGACAAUGAUGAGCCACUUCCCAGUGGUACCGGUAUUGUUAGCAAAGAGUGUUCGCAAACAGAACUUGACGGUUGGUCUGAUCUUUUGAAUAAAUGGCAUCAAAACCUAUCGCAUCGACCCAAACAAGUGCAAACACUUGUCCGACGAGGCAUUCCCGAAGCUCUGAGAGGCGAAGUGUGGCAGCUAUUGGCCGGUUGUCAGGACGAGACCUCACUUAUGGAUCAAUACAAAGUGCUCAUCACUAAAGAAUCACCGUAUGAGAAGUACAUUGAAAGAGAUAUCAAUCGCACAUUUCCUGCCCACGAAUUUUUUAAAGAGUCCGGCUCUUUAGGCCAGGAUUCACUGUUCAAGUUAUGCAAAGCCUAUUCAAAUUAUGACACUGAGAUCGGCUACUGUCAGGGCCUAUCAUUUCUUAUCGCAGCCUUACUUCUGCAUAUGCCAGAGGAACAGGCGUUUUGUGUUUUAACUAAAAUUAUGAACGAUUACGGACUGAGGAACCUAUUCCGCAACGGUUUCGAAGAACUUCACUGCAAAUUCUAUCAAUUGGAACGAUCUAUGGAUUAUAUUAUGCCUGAAUUAUACUCACAUUUUGCUGAUUUAGGUGUUGAGGCACAUAUGUAUGCUUCCCAAUGGUUUUUGACACUAUUUACGGCAAAAUUUCCAUUACAUGUGGUGUUUCCAAUAUUAGAUCUGUUUCUUUUAGAUGGUAUGGACACCAUAUUCCAGAUUGCAUUGGCGUUACUAUCGGUAUCCAAGAAGGACUUACUAGCGCUCGACUUUGAGGCCAUUCUCAAGUAUUUCAGAGUACAGUUACCGAAAAAGUUUCGCACCGAAGAAAAUGGGAAAUUUCUUUUAAGGACAGCCGUUGGCAUCAAAGUUAAGAAAUUAAAGAAAUACGAAAAGGAAUAUCAGGUGUGGAAAGAGUCGACAAAAGUGGAGAAUCCGAUCGAUAGAUUGGAAAAAGAAAACAAACGGCUAUUGGAUACCACUCUGAGGUUGGAACAGGAGAACGACGACUUAGCUCAGGAACUGUUGACUACAUGUAACUCGAAGAUCAAACUGCGCGCCGAAUUGGACAAAAUGGAGGAUAAGGCCGACGCACUGUCCACUGAGUUGUUGACUACAAGCAAACUGUUGAUCGAUGCCGAAGAUGAGAAACGCAGACUUGAAGAUGAAGUAAAGAAUUUGAAGGAAAUGUGUAGACGAGAGCUGGAAAGGGCUGAGCUUGAGAUCAGCACAAAUGCAAAAAUUAUAUCUGAAUACAAACAAAUAUGCAGUCAAUUACAGACGAGGUUUGAUGCCGAACAGUCAUCGUCUCGUGAAUCACUCGACAAGAUAUUAGACAAAGUGAAGAACUGUGAACAGUGCGCACAGUUGUUCACUAAUAACUGUGCCAACAAUAAUAAGGAUAUCUACGGAUCAAUGGUUGCUGAUGGUAGUGUCAAUGGUGGCAGUGAUGCCAGUGAUGGUAUUGGAAACGCCAACACAAAUCUCUUGCAGCAUAGGAUCGUGGACUUGGAGUCUGAAUUGGUUAAGUCAAAGGUGGCACUCGUAGAGGCCGAGUGCCGGAAUGAGGAACUCAUGAAAGACCUAAACUCUUUUCAAACAGAGAUUCAUCACUUGAGGACACAAAAUGACGAGUCGAAGAAUACUUGGUUUUCGAAGACAUUGUCAUCGAUACGAGAGGCCACCAAACCAAUGGCCAGACAGCCAUCAACGGUAUCGUCCGAUUCAACGCUGUCAUCAUCACAACAGUCGUCAUCGACUUCCAGUAUGACCACACCUGUCGUUAGUCGUGACACGAGUCGCGACUUUGCAAACACUUAGUGUUUAUGAUUUUAAACAUAUUUUUUAGAUGCAAAAUACAAUUACUGUUAACAAAUUAAAUUAAAUUUUAUAAUGUUAUAUCUAUGAUUUAAUUUUCACCUGUUUGUAUUGUUUUUUAUUUAAACUAAACAAUUGGAUAACAUCAAAUUUGUUUUAUUUUUUUACCUGACAAUUGAUUAUGUUGAAUUAAGUCAAUUUAAAAUCAAUAUACAUGUUAAAAUUAUGCAUGUAUAAUUACCUAGAUUAUUCUGUUAUUGAUUUUAUAAAUUUAAAAUAGAAUCAAAAUAU
Oppia nitens is the source of this 4078-nucleotide messenger RNA. It is a transcript of the gene GAPcenA, whose product is annotated as rab GTPase-activating protein 1-like. The coding region runs from base 317 to 3790 and encodes 1157 amino acids. The transcript has 9 exons. Lineage: Eukaryota; Metazoa; Arthropoda; Arachnida; Sarcoptiformes; Oppiidae. The record is from RefSeq and is a predicted model, not a curated record.